This is a messenger RNA of Oncorhynchus nerka (sockeye salmon), 2611 nucleotides long. Its product is annotated as proteasomal ubiquitin receptor ADRM1-like. Gene Ontology annotation, cellular component: cytoplasm; nucleus; proteasome regulatory particle, lid subcomplex. Gene Ontology annotation, molecular function: proteasome binding; endopeptidase activator activity. The transcript is spliced from 10 exons. NCBI's taxonomy places the organism in Eukaryota, Metazoa, Chordata, Actinopteri, Salmoniformes, Salmonidae. Bases 31 to 1335 code for a protein of 434 amino acids. The record is from RefSeq and is a predicted model, not a curated record.
CGUGAUGUUCUGGUUUGUGCUGGUGGCAGAAUGCUAAUAGUCUCUAGUAGCUACUGGUGCAAUCUGAUUCCAAGGCCAUCUCGCAUCUUCGAUCUCAAAGUAAAAUAUCUCAUCAUGUCGGGAGCUCUGUUUCCCAGUCUGGUGUCGGGGUCCCGCGGCUCCUCUAGCAAAUUCCUGGUUGAGUUUCGGGCCGGGAAGAUGACCAUGAAGGGUAGCACGGUGACUCCAGACAAGCGCAAGGGACAAGUCUAUGUUCAGCAAACCGACGACUCCCUCAUUCAUUUCUGUUGGAAGGAUCGGACCUCUGGAAACGUGGACGAUGACCUGAUCAUCUUCCCAGAUGAUUGUGAGUUCAAGAGAGUGAACCAGUGCACAACUGGUCGGGUGUUUGUGCUGAAGUUCAAGGCUGGCUCCAAGAGACUGUUCUUCUGGAUGCAGGAGCCCAAAACUGAAAAGGAUGAGGAGUACUGUCGUAAAGUGAAUGAGUAUCUGAACAACCCUCCCAUGCCUGGGGCCCUUGGCAGUGGAGGCAACAGCGGGCAUGAACUGUCUGCUCUGGGGGGUGAGGGUGGACUGCAGAGUCUGCUCGGUAACAUGAGUCACAACCAGCUCAUGCAGCUCAUUGGACCAACUGGACUAGGUGGUCUUGGAGGUCUUGGGGCCCUGGCUGGACCAGGCCUGGCCAGCCUGCUCAGUAGUGGAGGCCCUGCAGCCGGCAACUCCUCUUCAAGUCCAUCUCAAUCUCCUGCUGUCACCCCCACCUCUACCUCUGCUGCCACCCGGCUGGGCUCCUCCCAGGUGCCAACCACACCCAUCACCCCGUCUGCCACCAGUGCAGCGUCACCCAUGGCCUCACCCACCAUCCCAGUUGCCCCCUCCAUCGCAGCCGGGGCAGCCAGCCCCACCCAGCCCAUCCAGCUGAGUGACCUGCAGAGUAUCCUAGCAACCAUGAACGUACCUGCGGCUGGGCAGGGAGUGGACCUGGCCAGUGUUGUGACCCCUGAGAUCAUGGCUCCUAUUCUGGCCAAUGCUGAGGUCCAGGAGAGGCUGCUGCCCUUUCUGCCGACAGGAGAGUCCCUGCCUCAGAGCACCGACGAGCUCCACAACACACUCACCUCUCCACAGUUUCAGCAGGCCAUGAGUCUGUUCAGCAGCGCCCUGGCGUCGGGGCAGUUGGGGCCUUUAAUGAACCAGUUUGGUCUGCCAACAGAAGCUGUGGACGCAGCUAACAAAGGAGACGUUGAGGCUUUUGCUAAAGCCAUGGAGACAGACAGCAAGUCUGACCAUGAGGAUGACGCCAAAGACAAAAAGGAUGAAGAUAUGAGUUUGGAUUAGGACCCUGUUUUAGUUCUGUUUAACUUAAUUUUAUUUAAAUGAUUUACUGGUUGUGGUGAUGUUGUUCAGAGCACUGAAGCUGUGGACCAUUUACCUCUGUACAUGUACUCAGAAUAGAGAUGUUUAAAAAAAGAAAAGGGCAUGUAAGACAGCCAAGGCUCUAUUCAAUCUCUCAUGCUUCAGCGACACAUCGAAUAGAGCUCCUAACCUCUCCUGUUCAAUGAUGACAAAUGAUUUAUGUACAUCCUCAGAGCUUGAUUCAACACAACAUGAAAUGUUUUCCCUGAUAUGUUGCGAACCAGAUUACUGCGGCUGGUUAGGACUGGUAGACCAGUGACAGCUGCAUGUGCCAAUCUGUAACCUGUAGCUUCCUGACAAAUAAAAUAAAAACUCCAGUCACAUGGUCAGAAAAAAAACAUUUGAUAAUUUAAUACUACUUUUACAAAAUUGACACCAUCCAUAAAGCACAACAUUUUCACAUUCUAAACAAAUGACAUGAGGUAAUUUAAGCAUACAUUUGCAAAACAGAGACCAAUUCACACCACAGCCGAAAUGAGCAAUUCUCCAUGUUACUGUACAAAACGUUUUCUCCAAGAUCGCACACAAUGAGAUUCACAUAACAGUAGGUCUGUCCAGAUACUAAGAUACACUAAGCAGUCUGCAAUUUUCCAUGAUUUUCACAGAUGCGGUGGAACACUCAACAGCAACAAGACAAGUGAAAGAGGGAAUAACAUCUGGAUAGGACAGAUCCUUAUUAAACUGUGGUUUUAGGCACUUCUUACUGUAUGUUGAGUGGCGUGAGCCAACACUGAUGAAAAUAAAUACACGAGAAAUACUGUAAAAUAGCUAAAUAAAUGUAACUUUAGGACAUUUCACACACAAAUAACUGCUUUCUACCUGCACUCAUUCCAGAGAUCUCCUUUUGUUUGAUAAAUCCCAUUUAUUUCAAAGAUAUUUCCUGAGAACUUAAAAAUAUGACAACUGGCUGCUGGAUGAUCCAUCACAUUGAACAAUAGGGUAAGAAUACUUAUUGCAAAUCCUAUCACUGGAUGUUGACAGAACAGCAACCAAGUAAUGAUAGGAAGUUGGAUUUAACAACAGUCACAGAAGAAAAGUCAUUUGUGGUCUAGAUCGCCACUGCCAACACGUUUCCAGCCAGCAAAUAGGCAGUGGUUUGCACAGUGAGUGUGGAUUUAAAGUGUACAAAAUUAAGUUAAAAGCAGCUACAGUGCCAACCCAAGAAGGUAAAUACAAAAACAUCAAAGCUUGUACAAAA